UCCAAGUCAGUCACUGCAUACAGUUACUGGGGUUAAUUCUGAAGAGACAAGUGUUUUAUUAGUAGAACGAGAUCCAGGAAAACGUUGUCAAAUUUCGGAUUAUCCUCCUGAGAAACAAGAUCAAGUUAUUAGAGCAUACAUGAAACAUGGUCCAUACCGAUUUGAGUUCAAGAAUAAACUAUACCCUCUUUCAGGACCAAAGAAACACCAACGCAGGUUUCAAGCUCAUUGGUUCAAGGCAUUCCCUUGGUUAGAAUAUUCGCCUAAAUUAGAUGCUGCAUUCUGCCUUCCUUGCUUUCUAUUUUCUAAGAAACCAGUUGGAAAAGUAGGAUCUGAUGUAUUCACAGUGAAAGGUUUUAGGACUUAGAAGAAGGUUAAUGAUUCAGACAAGUGUGCCUUCUUGACUCAUCAGGGAAAGGAUGGUAACUCUGCUCAUAACUAUGCUGUUCAAUGUUAUGAUAAUUUAAAGAAUCAGCCAGGCCAUAUUGUACAUGUGAUGGAGAAGCAAUCAGAUGAAGAUAUUAGAAAGAACAGACUGCGUCUUAGAGCAUCAAUCGACGCAAUCAGAUGGUUAGCAUUCCAAGCGUGCCCUUUCCGAGGGCAUGAUGAAUCAGCAGCCUCAAAUAACCAAGGUAAUUUCCUUGAAAUGGUAAAACUUCUAGCUUCAUAUGAUGAUGAGGUCAAGGCAGUUGUACUAGGCAAUGCUCCAGGGAAUGCUAAGUACACCUCACCAGAUAUUCAAAAAGAAAUCCUUGAUCUUAUGGCCAGUAAUGUGCAAUCAGCAAUUCGUGAUGAAAUCGGUGAUGCUAAAUUUUGCUUGAUUGUCGAUGAAUCUAGAGAUGAGUCAAGAAAAGAACAAAUGGGAAUUGUAGUUCGCUUUGUUGAUAAAGAUGGCUUCGUCAGAGAGCGUUUUCUUGAGCUUGUUCAUGUUCGAGAUACAUACUCUACAACUCUCAAACAAGAAAUAUGCUCUGUUUUAUCUAACCAUAAAUUGGAUGUAAAAAGUAUUCGUGGACAAGGAUAUGAUGGUGCUAGUAACAUGCGUGGAGAGUGGAAUGGAUUGCAAGCAAAGUUUAUGGAAGAUUGUCCUUACGCAUAUUAUGUUCAUUGUUUUGCUCAUCAACUACAGUUGGCUCUUGUUGCUGCAUCAAAAGAGGUAACUGAUGUUCAUAAUUUCUUUGAACAUCUUGCUCUUGUAGUCAAUACGGUUGUGUCUUCCAGCAAGAGAAAUGAUGACCUCAAUGCCAAUCAAGUUGCUGAAAUUGAGCAUCUUAUUGAGCUUAAUGAGCUUGAAACUGGCAGUGGGGCUAAUCAAAUUGGAACCCUGCAAUGUCCUGGAGACACUAGAUGGAGCUCUCACUUUGACUCAAUUUGCAGCCUUUUAAGGCUUUACAAGCCAACAUUUCUAGUACUGAAAGAUAUUGCUACUGCUAGAGGUUCAGGGACUUCAGCUUCUGGACGAGCAAAGGCUGCUGGUGCUGUGAAAUUAAUGAUGUCGUUUGACUUUGUUUUUAUUUUGCAUGUUAUGAAAGAACUUAUGGGUAUCACAAACCUCCUCUGCAAAAAGUUACAGCAAAAAUCCCAGGACAUUGUCAAUGCUAUGGAUGAUGUUGCCACUACUAAAAAGCCGAUUCAGAAUUUAAGAGAUCACGGUUGGAGUAGCCUUAUCAGUGAUGUGACAUCAUUUUGCAAGAAACAAGACAUUGCAGUUCCAGAUUUGAAUGCCUUUUAUGCAGACUACAUUCGAUCACGUGCGCAAAAUGAGCUAACAGUUGAGCAUCACUAUAGAUAUGACAUUUUCACAGUUGCUGUGGAUCAACAAUUACAUGAGUUAAAUUCCAGGUUCAGUGAACAAGCUACAGAGCUUCUUGUUUUGUAUGCUUCUUUGGAUCCUAAGGAUUCGUUCAGUUCACUCAAAAUUGAUGAUGUGUGCUUGUUGGCUUCAAAGUUCUAUCCUGCUGAUUUCUCAGAACAAGAAAUGGUUAAUUUGAGGCAUCAGUUACAACAUUAUGAGCUUUAUGUACCUACCAAUCCAAGGUUUCAGAAUUUGUCAAAUAUUGCUGAUCUUUGCCGUCGGCUAAAAGAAACAGGAAAAUCAGAUGAUUAUUAUUUGAUUGACAGAUUGAUUCGGCUUGUUCUAACUCUACCGGUUACAACUGCAACGACAGAGCGUGCAUUCUCCGCAAUGAAACUGAUUAAGACAAGACUUCGGAGUAAAAUGGGAGAUGGCUUUCUAAGAGAUUGCUUGAUACUCUACAUUGAGAAAGAGAUUGCAAUAAAGUUCACUACCGAAUCACUUAUUGACGGCUUCUGGGACAUGAAGUCACGCAGAGUUCGACUCAAAUGAAAAAUGUUAGUGUCGCUAAACCUUUUUUUCAUGUAUUGUUUUUAUGAAUCGGAUUAUGCAUUUGUGUACUUAA
This is a messenger RNA of Panicum virgatum (switchgrass), 2420 nucleotides long. RefSeq names its product zinc finger MYM-type protein 1-like. The record is from RefSeq and is a predicted model, not a curated record. Lineage: Eukaryota; Viridiplantae; Streptophyta; Magnoliopsida; Poales; Poaceae. The transcript has 2 exons. Gene Ontology annotation, molecular function: protein dimerization activity. The coding region runs from base 497 to 2347 and encodes 616 amino acids.